UGGUGACAUCUGGGGACCAAGGCACCUGAAGCAUCAUAGGAGUCCUAAGGGGGGAACCAGCCAGGAGCCUGAGACCAGAACUACCCCCCGCCGGAGGAGUCCCUAAGCGUUAGUCCCCAGCUGACCUUCCCCCCACUGCCCAGCCCAGUAGGCCCUGCCAUGGGACCCUCUUCAGGCUCCUGCAGCCACACCUGGAAUCGCUGGGCCUUCCUCCCACUGCUACUGACCACCUGUGCAGGGCCUCUCAUGGCAGAGGACUCCAGGGUGCUGGGGGCGCAGCCCUGUGAACCUCAUUCCCAGCCCUGGCAAGUUGGCUUGUUCCAGGGCGUGCGGUUUCUCUGUGGGGGGGUCCUGGUGGCCCCUCGGUGGGUUCUCACAGCAGCCCACUGUCAAAAACCGAAGUUCACAGUCCACCUGGGAGAGCACAGCCUGCAGAACCCAGACGGUUCUGAGCAAGAGAUCAAGGUGGCUCGAUCCGUCUCACAUCCUUGCCACAAUGAAUCCAAUAGAAACAGCCAUGACCUGAUGCUGCUCAGACUUCAGAAACCAGCCAGUGUGAACAACAAAGUGAAGCCCAUUAGACUUCCCUCUCGCUGCCCUCAGCCUAACCAGAAAUGCACUGUGUCGGGUUGGGGUACCACCACCAGCCCCCGAGAGAACUUUCCUGACACCCUGUACUGUGCAGAACUGUACAUCUGGCCCCAGGAUCUCUGUGAGCAGGCCUACCCAGGCAAGAUUUCGGAUGGCAUGGUGUGUGCAGGAGACAGCAACGGUGUGGACACCUGUCAGGGUGACUCAGGGGGCCCUUUGGUGUGCGAGGGAGCUCUCCAGGGCAUCACAUCUUGGGGCGCAGAUCCCUGUGGGAAAGCCGAUAAGCCAGGAGUCUACACCAGUGUCUGCCGCUAUACGGAGUGGAUUAACAAGAUCAUCAAGGCUAACUGAGCCCCGCGCUGGGUGUGGGUCGGGGAGGAGGAAGAGGCGGUCCUUCUUCCUUAAUAAAGAAGUAGCCCGGGCUGCGCUCCCGGUAGACUUGCUUAC
Molecule: messenger RNA, 1038 nt
Organism: Vombatus ursinus (common wombat)
Lineage: Eukaryota; Metazoa; Chordata; Mammalia; Diprotodontia; Vombatidae
Gene: KLK8
Product: kallikrein related peptidase 8
Exons: 6
Coding region: 160-942 (260 amino acids)
Biological process (GO): proteolysis; neuron projection morphogenesis; memory
Molecular function (GO): serine-type endopeptidase activity
Source: RefSeq, a predicted model, not a curated record